Messenger RNA from Echinococcus granulosus, 222 nucleotides. RefSeq lists its product as hypothetical. Lineage: Eukaryota; Metazoa; Platyhelminthes; Cestoda; Cyclophyllidea; Taeniidae. The transcript is spliced from 2 exons. The coding region runs from base 1 to 222 and encodes 73 amino acids. The record is from RefSeq and is a predicted model, not a curated record.
AUGUGCGGCACUGAGGUCGGUGCGGGGCUCAGGCGUGGUGGGUUUCGUCGUUUCACCGUCGUUACCGUUAGCUUUAUUGCUCUCAUAAAUCAUUCUCUCACACGACUUGUUCAUAUGUGGCGAGCAAGUGGGCGUCAAGUUUCAAGACUGAGCACUGUUGAAGCUUAUGAUAGUGUUGUGCGCGAGGGCAAAUUCACUAUCCAUUUGGCUGUUCCUGCUUGA